This is a messenger RNA of Laetiporus sulphureus 93-53, 2729 nucleotides long. RefSeq names its product kinase-like protein. Gene Ontology annotation, biological process: protein phosphorylation; microtubule cytoskeleton organization; intracellular signal transduction. Bases 115 to 2349 code for a protein of 744 amino acids. The transcript is spliced from 3 exons. The record is from RefSeq and is a predicted model, not a curated record. Gene Ontology annotation, molecular function: protein serine/threonine kinase activity; ATP binding; tau-protein kinase activity. Gene Ontology annotation, cellular component: cytoplasm. NCBI's taxonomy places the organism in Eukaryota, Fungi, Basidiomycota, Agaricomycetes, Polyporales, Laetiporaceae.
CUUUCCCCCUUACCAUCACCCGUACUUCUCAUUCCGUGGUCGUAUCCGCAUCCGAUCGCGCAUAUAUAUCCCUCUUCUCGCUCAAUCCAUCCCUAAAACGCAUCUGCUCUUUGAAUGCUAUCUGCUGCAUCUGAAUCAACGCAACACGGAGUACCGAUACCCGAUUAUGAUGAGACCGUUGCAACCAUGCGUCCCAAUUCCACCCUCGACAACAGAGAUUGCGACGAGGAUGCGCUGACCAAGGGUCUAGAGCACGAACAGCAGUUGUCUCUUCAGUUGGAGGCCAUUUCGAGCCAUCUCAAUGGAAAGUUCGCUUCUAGGCUUGAACCUGUAGAAGAUCAAUCUAUGUCACCUGCGGCCAUUUUUCUGUCUUCAUUUAGCCCGACCUUGUCCGAAGCGGCUUCUCGCUCGGAUUCCGAAGGAGACAUCAUCUCUGGCUACCAGCUGGGACCCGUAAUUGCAGUCGGUGGGUCCUCCGUAAUCCGUCAAGCGACGUCUUCGCAAGGGGGCACUGUCGCUGUCAAAAUCGUGAGACGGUCGGAUCUUGAUAAGCAAGCUGAUGCUGUGUUGGCUCGCAAGCGCCUUGACCGUGAAGCAGCGGUAUGGAGCACACUCAGCCACGAGCACAUUCUUCCGCUGUUUUCUGUCUAUAGGACACCAAAUGCAGAUUACUUCUUCACCCUUUACUGUCCGGCGGGCAGCUUGUUUGACAUCCUCAAACGCGAUGGGCGUCCGGCUCUACCACAAGACGAGGCGGGGAUGAUGUUCAGACAAGUUGUACGGGGACUUCGGUAUCUGCAUGAGGUGGCGGGGAUUGUUCACGGGGACAUGAAGCUCGAGAACGUGCUUGUAGAUGAGAUGGGUGUUUGUAGAAUCUCUGAUUUUGGAAUGGCACGCAAGAUUGGCGAAAUUCACGAAGAACAAACCCAGAGUAAUGUGCACAAAGUACACAAGACACGCCUGGGUGCGCAUUCGAGAAUACCGCACAGAAAGCAAGGCCAUCUGUCGUCACACCUAUCCAUGAUUCGCCAUGAGGGUGGUUCUCGCCAUCGCAAUUCUAGCCCACUGCCCAUAUCUUCGAGCGUCGAGUCUACGCCCUCGAACUAUGACUACAACCCAGGUUCAUUACCCUAUGCGGCGCCUGAGUUACUGCUUCCAUCGUCUUCGGCACCGCGUUCACCUAAUCCUGCACAGGACAUCUGGGCGCUGGGGGUGAUGUUGUACGCGCUCUUGACCGGGCGAUUACCGUUUGUGGACUCCUAUGACCCACGUCUACAGAUGAAAAUCCUCCACGGUGUAUUUGACAUGCCGAAAGGCAUUGGCCGUGGCGCAGAGAGCGUCUUGCAGGGAUGCUUGGAACGCUCGGUGCCAAGCCGAUGGACCAUUGCAAUGGUGGACGAAGUAGCAUGGGGGAUUGGCUGGGGUGAAGAGGGCGAUAGCGCAACGCCUCCUGAAUCUAGAUGCACACCUCCUCGCGUGGCAUCGAGUUCGCGAUCCAGGUCUCGACCAGGCGUGCAGCUAGAUACGGCAGCGAUUGAUGAUGCAGAGAGCGUUCGCUCGUCCUCUCUUGCGACUUGCUCCGGCAAUCGUUCCUUGUCUGUGAGACCCCGCCGCAGCCGGAGCUCUUCCCGCCACCCACAUCAUCCAUAUGAAAUUCAUCAUCAUAUCCAUCCUCACCCCCAUCCUCACCCUCGCCCCACGGAACCCUCAUUCUCUGCACUCACAAAUGCCAUCUUGCGCACCAAUUCCACUUCUUCUGACUCGUCUUCUAGCCCAAAUGAUUCUGCCGUCUUGAUGACCCCAAGCAGCUCGCAAGAGUCCGAACGGAGGCGUGGCCGAUCUUCGCAGAUGAAGCUACCGUGGUCGUCCCAGCAACAUGCACCUGACUCGCGCUCUGUGAGUCCAUUAGAGGCGCUGCUCACUCCGAGAGAUCAGUCUGAGCUUGAAUAUCAUUCCAUGCACCCUUGGGACAAGAAUACCGAUGCAAUAGAUGUUUCGGGUCAGGGCGGAGAAGCCUUCAAUGGCAUGCAGGAUGCUGUACUAGCGGAGAUCGAUGCCGAGUCCAUCGUCGAAGACGAAGACACGCAGUGGGACGAGGGAUUGAACGUGGAGCACCGUUCCACGUUCUCGCGUCCAUCUGCUAGACAUCGAAGUCGUUCUCUGGAUGAUCGCCGGCGGAAGUUGCGGGCGGGCAGUAUGCCGCCUGCAGCAGCGCGUUCGACGUCAUGGCGCUCAUCCUAUCCCCCCUCCUCUCAUUCCUCCGAGUACUCCUCUGCCUCGACUCCAAAGCCAAUCUCCCGCAAGAGUCGCUCUGGCCGCAGUCAGAGCGUCGAUUUAGCCUUCGAUUGAUCGUUGCGAAGCCAAUUUUAAAAUGCCAUCAAGGCUUGUAUACCUACCCCGUUUCCCCUCUGUCAUACGUGGAUCACGAUCUCAUGAUACGCGCAUCUAUUUACCCUGUCCGCAAGCAUCGUCGCAAUGGGUGGAACGAUAUCCCUAUCGAUAUCCCUAUUUUUAUGAGUACGUGGUUCAUCCUUGUCUAUCUUAUGCGAUUGUAUUACCUCGCCUUUUGUAAAUUGGGCUUGGGUCGCUGGUUUUCUUUGCACAUGCAUAGCAGUUACCUCUUGUCCAAUCUGGUCGUCACGUAACAGCGUGUAUAUCUGUAUUGUAGCUUCGGGCGAUGGGCCCAAUAUUUGUAGUAUUUACACCAUCAUGUCUUCAGUCUGUCCCGC